This is a messenger RNA of Rosa chinensis, 573 nucleotides long. RefSeq lists its product as uncharacterized. Bases 1 to 573 code for a protein of 190 amino acids. The record is from RefSeq and is a predicted model, not a curated record. Lineage: Eukaryota; Viridiplantae; Streptophyta; Magnoliopsida; Rosales; Rosaceae. The transcript has a single exon.
AUGGAGACAAAGUACUUCCUUGCGAGUCAUUUCAAGCUCAAAGAUAUGGGUAAGUUAAGGUACUUCCUUGGAAUAGAGGUGGCAAGGUCCAAGCAAGGCAUUGUUUUAUGCCAACGAAAGUAUGCAUUAGAGGUCCUUGAAGAUGCAGGCUUCCUAGGUGCUAAACCAUCUCGAUUCCUAAUUGAUCAGAACUUGGUGCUAAUGCAAGGUGAAGGGGUCGUUUUAAAGGAUGCCUCUCAGUAUCGCAGAUUAGUUGGAAGGCUCAUAUACCUCACAGUCACGAGACCAGACCUCGUGUAUGUUAUACAUAUCCUAAGUCAAUUUAUGGAUAACCCUAGACAACCUCAUCUAGAUGCAGCUUACAAGGUGUUGAGAUAUGUUAAGCAGACACCAGGACAAGGAAUACUUUUGCCUUCCACAGGACAAUUGGAGAUCAAGGCGUAUUGUGAUGCAGAUUGGGCACGUUGCAAGGACACAAGAAGAUCAACUACUGGCUACUGUAUUUUCUUAGGCAACGCACCCAUCUCAUGGAAAACAAAAAAGCAAGGAACAGUGUCUCGUUCUAGUGCAUAA